This is a messenger RNA of Penicillium canescens, 228 nucleotides long. RefSeq lists its product as uncharacterized. The record is from RefSeq and is a predicted model, not a curated record. The transcript is spliced from 2 exons. Bases 1 to 228 code for a protein of 75 amino acids. NCBI's taxonomy places the organism in Eukaryota, Fungi, Ascomycota, Eurotiomycetes, Eurotiales, Aspergillaceae.
AUGGGUCUCAUGGACAAGCUACAAGCCAAACUCGAGCUCUACCGCCUCGAACAACGCUACGCCCGCCGCAAGCACCGCAGCACCUUUUCCACGGGCGCGCAAUACGUCGACGGCGAAUAUGUCUACUCAACCGGUGCGAACUCGCCUACCAGUACCGUCUCCAAACACUCUACCGGUAGCUGGCGGCCCACGGGGUGGGGGAGUAGCAGUAGCCAAGCUUCACGGUGA